UGUCAUUCUCAUGAACGAAAGGCUAGAAGAGAACAUCAUCACAAUAAAUGACAUCGUGACAAGAAAAGCUUAUAUCUUCCCCACAUCCACCACAAUUUCUUGCCCACCAGAAGAAAAGUUAGUCAACAUCAAACAGCUACAACAUAUGCAACGACACUUCUGGACAAGAGUAAAUGUUACAUUGGCUGAUAUAGACAAACCACUAUGGUAUCUAUCAUGUGACAAUUGCAACAAAUCUACAAGUGUAGCUGUAAACGAAACUUAUUUUUGUAGAUUUUGCAAGCACAACUAUACUACACCGACUCCAAGACCAAGAGCAAUCGUUCAGUUACAAGACUACACAGGCUCAAUGACAGCAUCAAUUAUUGGAAAACCAGCUGAAACAUUCCUCAAAUGCCCAGCAACAGAAUUGAUGAAGCAAAGUUCUAAUGAACAUAUGGAAAGCAGCUCUACAAUUCCAGCAACAACUCCACGUGAGCACAUCGUAUACAUCAAAGCUGGAAAUAUAGAGACAACCACUAACAAGGCACCAUAUGAAGUCAUCUUCAUCCUUGACUCACACCUCCAAGAUGACAACCAGUUACCUGCGAACACCACACAACCAAGCACUACACAUGAAGCUCCCAAACAUGCAAAUAAAAAACAGAAGUAAGAGUAGCUGUUGAAGACCUGAAAAUACAUAUUUUGUAUUUCUUUUGCACACUUGUGUCCACAAUCCAACAGACCAGAUUCCCAGCAUCUCUAUCUGUCAUACUAAAUUUUGUUCAUUGUCCAUAUUAACAUAUUAGAAACCAUGUACCCAAAUACGGCAUGUAACAUCUCUGUGUAUGGCACCUAAGAACUUUGUUUUGUACAUCAUAUUACUAUUGCCAAUGUAACUACUUGUGGACACAUUUUAUAUAAUCUAAUGUAAUCAUCC
Messenger RNA from Olea europaea var. sylvestris, 919 nucleotides. RefSeq names its product replication protein A 70 kDa DNA-binding subunit B-like. The record is from RefSeq and is a predicted model, not a curated record. Bases 11 to 652 code for a protein of 213 amino acids. NCBI's taxonomy places the organism in Eukaryota, Viridiplantae, Streptophyta, Magnoliopsida, Lamiales, Oleaceae. The transcript is spliced from 5 exons.